Messenger RNA from Fonsecaea pedrosoi CBS 271.37, 735 nucleotides. RefSeq lists its product as uncharacterized. The transcript has 3 exons. Gene Ontology annotation, biological process: mRNA export from nucleus. Gene Ontology annotation, cellular component: nucleus. Bases 1 to 735 code for a protein of 244 amino acids. Gene Ontology annotation, molecular function: mRNA binding. NCBI's taxonomy places the organism in Eukaryota, Fungi, Ascomycota, Eurotiomycetes, Chaetothyriales, Herpotrichiellaceae. The record is from RefSeq and is a predicted model, not a curated record.
AUGAAGAUCGUUCGGCAGAACGCGACAGCCAAACUCAGAGUCGACAAUCUACAUUAUGACCUGACAGAGGAUGAUAUUUGGGACCUUUUCCAACGCAUUGCUCCGGUGAAGGAGGCUCGAUUACGCUAUGACCGCGCUGGCCGUUCUGAAGGGGUCGCCUUUGUCACCUAUGAGCAUGUCGCCGAUGCAAGAGCUGCGAUCCGCGAAUUCGACGGUGCCAACGCCAAAGGACAGCCAAUCCAUCUCACACUGCUCCCACUCCCGAGACGGGACAACCCGUUUGAUCGCGUAGAGAACCCCAAGAGCCUGUUCGACAGAAUUGAGGCACCGGCUAGCCGCAGUCGACGACGAAGUGAAAGUCCGAUGGAAGAACUUGACGAAGAGCGAAGAAACCGCCGCGCGCCCCGACGGGGUGGCCCGAGAGACCGAAGGAGUGACACCACCAAACCUCCUCCGGAGAACAUUGAUCGCUACAUCCCAGGUCAGCGCGACAGCCGAAGUUCAAGUCACCGCGGAGGACGGAGACCAGGUGAACGGAGGGAGCGCGCCGGCCGAGAUGGAGAGGGCCAUAAAUUGGUGAACGGCAGGCCUCGAAAGACCGCGGAAGAACUCGAUGCAGAGAUGGACGACUAUUGGGGACACGGCAACACGCACGAGGGCACCUCGGCCAACAGCGCCUCCGAGGCGCAAGAAGCUCAACCCGUCGCUGGGGAUGACAUCGACAUGAUUGAGUAA